Periophthalmus magnuspinnatus is the source of this 1896-nucleotide messenger RNA. RefSeq names its product leucine-rich repeat-containing protein 4C-like. The record is from RefSeq and is a predicted model, not a curated record. The transcript has a single exon. Gene Ontology annotation, biological process: synaptic membrane adhesion; regulation of axonogenesis; modulation of chemical synaptic transmission. Bases 1 to 1896 code for a protein of 631 amino acids. Gene Ontology annotation, molecular function: cell-cell adhesion mediator activity. NCBI's taxonomy places the organism in Eukaryota, Metazoa, Chordata, Actinopteri, Gobiiformes, Gobiidae. Gene Ontology annotation, cellular component: postsynaptic density membrane; plasma membrane; glutamatergic synapse.
AUGCUGAACAAGAUGAUCUCCACCCUCGUGCGCCAGACAAUGAGAGGUGGUAGGCUGAAGGGGGCACUGUCGGACCCCCUGUUCGUGGUUCUCUUGGCUCUUCAGAUCCUAGUGGUGGCUGGACUUGUGCGUGCUCAGACCUGCCCCUCCGUGUGUUCCUGCAGCAACCAGUUCAGCAAAGUUAUUUGUACGCGACGAGGCUUACGAGACGUCCCUGAUGGCAUCUCCACCAACACACGCUACCUGAACCUGCAAGACAACCUCAUCCAGGUCAUCAAGGUGGACAGUUUCAAACACCUACGCCAUCUUGAGAUCCUACAGCUCAGCAAAAACCAUAUCCGCAGCAUCGAAAUUGGAGCAUUCAACGGUUUAGCCAGUCUCAACACUUUGGAGCUUUUUGAUAAUCGCCUCACGACAAUCCCCAAUGGAGCAUUCGAGUACUUGUCCAAACUGAAGGAGCUAUGGCUGAGGAACAACCCCAUCGAAAGUAUACCUUCCUAUGCCUUUAACAGGGUGCCGUCACUGCGGAGGCUAGAUCUGGGCGAGCUGAAACGUCUCUCAUACAUUUCUGAUGGCGCGUUCAAAGACUUAUCUAACCUGCGCUACUUGAACCUGGGAAUGUGCAACCUUAAGGAGAUUCCAAAUAUACUCCCGUUGGUUCGGCUGGAGGAGCUGGAGAUGUCCGGGAAUCAGCUUACCGUUAUAAAACCCAGUUCUUUUACCGGACUGGUCAACCUGCAGAAGCUGUGGAUGAUGCACGCACAGGUCCAAACCAUAGAGAGGAACUCCUUCGAUGAUCUGCAGUCCCUUGUGGAGCUCAAUUUGGCCCAUAACAAUCUUACGUUUUUACCCCAUGACCUCUUCACGCCGCUGCACCGUCUUGAGCGUGUUCACCUGCAUCACAACCCCUGGAACUGUAACUGUGAUAUUCUUUGGCUUAGCUGGUGGCUCAGAGAAGCGGUGCCGGCUAAUACUAGUUGUUGCGCACGAUGCAACACACCUUCGGUCUUCAAGGGUCGCUACAUUGGGGAACUCGACCACAGCUACUUCCAAUGUGAUGUGCCUGUAAUUUUAGAGCCCCCCACGGAUCUAAACGUAACGGAAGGGAUGGGCGCCGAGCUCAAAUGUCGUACAAAUUCUUUAACGGCAAUUUCCUGGCUCACACCGAACGGAUCGCUGGUAACGCACGGUGCUUACAAAGUUCGGCUGUCGGUUCUCAAUGAUGGAACGCUGAAUUUUACAAGCGUUACGAUGCAAGACACAGGGACGUAUACCUGCAUGGUUAGCAAUACGGCAGGGAAUAUCUCUGCCUCGGCUGUACUAAAUGUCAGUUCGGUGGACAACAGCGGAGUCACCUACUUUACAACCGUCACUGUGGAAACUAUCGAGACCAUCGGCGAUGAAAGCCAUACCCCUCUACCCCCCUUCGGCUGGGUGUCCUCUUCGACCACCAAAGGCACUCCGGUCUCCACUCGAACCACAGAACGGACUUACACCAUCCCGGUACUGGAUGUUGACAGUGAGGGAACCUUCACCGGAUUGGACGAGGUGAUGAAGACAACCAAGAUUAUCAUCGGGUGUUUCGUCGCUAUCACGUUAAUGGCCGCCGUGUUGCUGGUGAUAUUCUACAAGAUGAGGAAGCAGCACAACCAGCAGGAUCCCGAUGGACCAGCCUCGUCGAUGGAGGUGAUCACGGUGGAGGAGGAGCUAGCGGGGGUGGCGGCCAUGGAGAGGCACUUGAGCCUGCCCCCGCUGGAUCAUUACAACCACUACAACACCUAUAAGAGUUCAUACCACCACGCGCCCAUGCUCAGUACCUUACACAGCUCGGUAACGCAGGAACCUUUACUCAUCCAGGCCUGCUCCAAAGACAACGUCCAGGAGACCCAGAUCUGA